Molecule: messenger RNA, 848 nt
Organism: Phytophthora nicotianae INRA-310
Lineage: Eukaryota; Oomycota; Peronosporomycetes; Peronosporales; Peronosporaceae
Exons: 1
Coding region: 1-606 (201 amino acids)
Biological process (GO): carbohydrate metabolic process
Molecular function (GO): hydrolase activity, hydrolyzing O-glycosyl compounds
Source: RefSeq, a predicted model, not a curated record
AUGGCUGAAAUUAUCUACGGCGACGUGAACCCCAGCGGCAAACUGCCGAUCACGUACCCGAAGGACCCGGCCAACACCGCCAUCCCCUACAACCACCGCGUCACCACGCGUUGCAUGUGGGACAACUGCUGGAUGCAAUGGGACUUUGGUGCUGGUCUCAGCUACACGAAGUUUAACUACUCCUCUGUCACGCUCGACAAAACUACCAUCGCCAAUGCCGACGAUACGCUUACCGCCACCGCCACCAUGACGAACACCGGGUCGCGAGCUGGCAAGGAGACGGUCAUGCUGUUCUUGAUCCAACCGUUCCGCAAGAUCUCGGUGCCGGAGAUGAAGAUGCUCAAGAAAUUCAAGAAGAUUGAGCUACAGGCGGGCGAAUCCAUGGACGUGUCGUUCUCACUGUCGGAAGAGGAUUGGGGUGUGUACAAGCCGGAAAUCGGCAGUGGACUGAAACGUGUUGUGGAGGACAGCAAGUAUGUUGUGGCUGUGAAGCCGGACACGUGGUGCAAUGUGUAUGGGGAGAACAUCACGAACCCAUUGUGCGCGGAGUUUACUAUCGACACGAGCAGCGGUGCUGGCACUGUCAGCGUCGGCGUUCAGCUGUAACACGAAAAAGAAGCAUUCGUCGGAUUUCAGGCGAGAGAGAGAGAGAGAGAGAGUACGCGAAUAAAACGGCCGUUGGAUGGUAUUCAGACGAAAAAAACCAAUAGAGUUUUGAUGGGAUUUUUUCGUCUGAAUGCCAUCCAACGUUCAUUUGGAUUAUUCGAAACCCAAAUCAAAAGAGUCAAAUUUUGGGUCGUUAUAAAAUAUGCCAUCCUGGCCAAUCAGAUCUCUCAGUUCUACUGGGC